AGUAUUCGUAGGCGCCUUUUUCAUAGGUUCAGCCUAGACCCUUAAAAAUGCAGUCGACCAUGCUCCGUGCAGCCUCCGCUGUCCGCGCCUUCCAGCCGGCGAAGCCCACCUUCGCGCCGGUGAGCCGCCCGGCCGUGGAGCGUGGCGCGCUGGUGGUCAUGGCUGCUGAGGGCAAGGAUGCCCAGAAGAAGAAGAUGCCCAGCCCGGUGAAGCGUGCCCUGCUGAGCGAGGAGCGCCGCGUCUAUAACAAGUCGCACAAGUCGGCCUGCGCCACCCGCGUGAAGAAGGUUGUCAAGCUUGCUGAGACGCUGGUCGCUGCUCCCUCCAAGACUGAGGAGGAGGUGAAGAACCUGGAGAAGCUGAUUUCGGAGGCUUACACGGAGAUUGACAAGGCGGUCGUGAAGGGCAUCCUUCAUGAGAACACCGCCGCGCGCAAGAAGGCUCGUUGCGCUCGCUGGAAGAAGACCGUGCUGAUGGCGGCUGGCCUGUACAAGCCUGCUGCUGACAGCCCAGACUUCGCCCGGUACCAGAAGCUGGUGAAGGCGUGAGCGCCCUGGGCUUUCGCAGAGCAGGAGGCUGUGGCUCUGGCCUGGCAUUGCGCUGGAGCAGGAGCGGCUGCAGGAGCAGGAGCAGCAAAUGUUGCUGAAAGGGUGGAGGGAGCGGGGGAACGCCCGGCAGCGCUGGGGGUAACGGAGGCUUGGAGCUGUAUGAGCGGGUUGGGUCGGCCGGCGAGCAGGACGAUGACGGCUUGGCGUUUUUACCUCUUUGCCAAACGUCUAUGGUGGAAGCUGAUGGACGCGCUCGGAGCCGUGCUUUUGCACCUCAAUUUGAGGUAAAAGCUGGAGGUAGAUGGUUCCAGGGUCAGGAGAGGCGUGGUUAGGCAGCCGGAGUAGAGACAGUGGCAGUGGGCAUGGCCCGGCUGUCGCCACAGAUACAUGCAUGCUGAACGGGCUGCAGCAUGGAUAGGUAUAACGGGGUUCAGCUGUGUCCCCAGCGUGUUACACAGCCUGUUGUGCGGGCAUGAGACGACGUUAAGUCGAGGUCGGAAGGUUGCGUAUGCGUUCUGCUCACGCUACGUGUAAAUGGUCAAAGAGUACAGUCAUGUUGCGGUCACGCCCCUUGCGCUUGCGCUACAUGAAACCAACCGCCAGGUUUGUAUCCCGUCAGAAGUUCCAAGAGGCAAGGGAAUCGCCAGCCAUAUCAGUAUACCAGUAUCCUUGCCGCCUGCAAGCCCACUCCGCUUUCCGCUGUGGCCUACGUACGCAUUAGUUCCGCAACGCACGUCGAUAUCCUUGCAGGCCAUGCCUGUCGUCCAGCACCCGCUUUUGGAUCUGCAGGGCCUUUCCGCACACGUCUAUGAGAGCACACCAGCCGCCUACUUGAUUAGAUUCACUUGCACCUUCAUGGCUUGGGGGCCAGCGGCACGGGUGCACCAUGUAGUACGGUAACGGCCAUCGAACACCCCUAUCCCGCACUGCCAAACCUGCUACCGGCCGCCAUUCGCAUACACUUUCGCAGCCUCAAACGCAAUGUGCAGAUCCGGCUGCGCCAGGGUGUUAGGUUGCAGCGGCCGGCGCCCCCGGGGCGCCCUUCUUGGCGGGCACCAGGAACGUCUCCAGCUGCUGCUUCAGCUGCUUGGCGUAGUUCUCCAGGUAGGCCACCUCGUCCUUGUGCUUCUUGGCCUCCACCUCGCGCCGCUCACUCUCACGCUUCUCAAUGGCCUCGCACUUGAACUUCCACUCUUGCACCUGUGAUGUUUUGAACGGCAAGGG
Molecule: messenger RNA, 1772 nt
Organism: Chlamydomonas reinhardtii
Lineage: Eukaryota; Viridiplantae; Chlorophyta; Chlorophyceae; Chlamydomonadales; Chlamydomonadaceae
Exons: 3
Coding region: 48-548 (166 amino acids)
Biological process (GO): translation
Cellular component (GO): small ribosomal subunit; ribosome
Molecular function (GO): structural constituent of ribosome; small ribosomal subunit rRNA binding
Source: RefSeq, a predicted model, not a curated record